Messenger RNA from Aspergillus aculeatus ATCC 16872, 2631 nucleotides. RefSeq lists its product as uncharacterized. Bases 1 to 2631 code for a protein of 876 amino acids. The transcript has 11 exons. The record is from RefSeq and is a predicted model, not a curated record. Gene Ontology annotation, biological process: transmembrane transport. Gene Ontology annotation, molecular function: transmembrane transporter activity. Lineage: Eukaryota; Fungi; Ascomycota; Eurotiomycetes; Eurotiales; Aspergillaceae.
AUGUCUCCCAGCGCCCCUCCAAUUCUUGAUUUCUCCGUGUUCUACGGCGGCGAUAGCGCUGCAAAGGCACAGCUCGUCGAACAAAUCCGCGAAUGCUGUCUGUACAACGGCUUCUUCCAGAUCACGGGUCACCGCGUACCGCGCGAGCUCCAGCAGCGCGUCAUGGCCUGCACGAAACGAUUCUUUGAUCUGCCCCUCGAGGAGAAGGUUCUGGUUGACAAGAAUCACAACACUUGGAAUCGUGGCUACGAAUUGCUCCGAUCGCAGAUGCUCGAAGUCGGCACCGGGCCCGAAUUGAAGGAGGGAUACUACGUGGGCGAGGAGAUCUCCCAGGACCAUCCCUAUUUCGUGCAGAAGAAGCUCAACAGCGGUCCCAACCAGUGGCCGCCCACCGUCCCGGACAAAGAGGAGUUCGAGCGCACGACCAUGGAAUACUACCACGCGGUGUUUGAUCUGGCCAAGGACGUGCUGGGCGCAUUGGCGCUGACGCUCGACGUGUCGGAAGACUACUUUGAUCCCUUGACCGAUGGGGCGGUCGCCACGAUGCGAUAUUUGCACUACCCGGCCCAGCCGAAGGACGCGGACGAGAAGCUGAACCGGGGGAUUGGCGCACACACCGACUUUGGUUGUAUUACACUCUUGCUGCAGGACGAGGUGGACGGGCUGCAAGUCUUGGACGCGCCGACCGGCGAAUGGCUGGAUGUCGAGCCCGUGCCCGGAGCCUACGUCGUCAACCUGGGUAACCUGUUCAUGCGCAUGGCCAACGAUCAGUACACAUCCAACAUCCACCGGGUAAUCAACAAGUCCGGUAAGGAGCGGUACAGCAUCCCGUUCUUCUUCAGCGGGAACCCGGAUUACCUGUGCGAGUGUCUGCCCAACUGCCGGCAGCCGGGCGAGGACCCCAAGUACCCGCCGAUCACGGUCGAGGAGAUGGUGACGGCGUCAUACAAGGAGAGUUACGGGCGAGCGGAGAAGUACAAGCAGGAGAUGAAGGCGAAGAUGGAGUCGUCGACGCUCCAAGACGUGAUACGUGAUCAUACGGUCGUUUAUCCCGAGACGUCUGAAGACAGCAUCAUGGACGACGUCCAACGAACCCCUCCCGAGAACGAGAGCCAAAGCGUGAUCUUCGACGACCCCGACGUGCAGCAGUUCUACGGCACGUCCACGACGGAGGCGUACCGCCUGAAGUCCGAACUCGUCGGGCGAUGCAUGGAGGAGAUAGGGAUGGGGCGCUUCCAAUGGAAACUCUUCGUCGUCACUGGAUUUGGAUGGAUAGUGGAUAAUUUCGCAUCCCAAGGCAUCAGCGCCGUGCAGCCACCCAUCGAGCUCGAAUUCCCCGGUAUCGUGCAGGUCAGCUACAGCUCCGUCGCCUACUACAUCGGCCUGAUCCUGGGGGCAUCCUUCUGGGGUAUCUCCAGCGAUCUCAUCGGCCGUAAGCCCGCAUUCAACUGCACGUUGCUCAUCGCGGGGAUCUUCCUGUGUGGUGCAGCGGGGACGAUGAACUUCGUGGGGUUCAGCGCGAUGUGGGCGAUGGUGGGCACGGCGGCCGGGGGGAAUGUGCCGGUGGAUAGUAUGAUAUUUCUGGAGUUUGUGCCGGGGAGUCAUCAAUGGCUGCUGACUGCGCUCUCUGCGUGGUGGAAUCUGGGCCAGCUGAUAGUCUCGCUGGUGGCGUGGGUGUUUCUGGCGAAUUUCAGCUGUGCGGCGGAUUCGACGCCGGAAACGUGUCGUCGGGGGGAUAAUAUGGGGUGGAGGUACACCCUGAUAACCCUGGGCAGUCUCUCGCUCGCCUUCACCCUCAUCCGCACCUUCGUCUUUAAACUCCCCGAAACACCCCGAUACCUCCUCUCCAAGGGCCGCGACCAAGCCGCCGUGGACGCCGUCAACCACGUCGCAAAGGAGAACGGCAAGCCGCCCCCGUUGACCCUGAGCAUGCUGCAGGACAUCGACGCCCGACUGGGCAUCCCGUCCACGACGUCGUCCGCCCUCUCGACGACCGAGAUCCUCCGCGAGAACAUGAAAGACUUCAAGGGCGAGCAUUAUCGCGCGCUCUUCGCCACCAAACCAUUGACCAGACACACUGUGCUCAUCUGGGGGAUAUGGUUGACCAUCGGAAUCGCCUACCCCCUCUACUUCAACUUCCUCCCCUCCUACCUGGCCACGAAAUUCACCUCAUCGGCUAGCCUAACAACCACCUACCGCAACUACUGCAUCGAAUCCGCCGUCGGCGUCGUCGGGCCCCUGUCCGCGGCAUACCUGGUCACCACGAUCUUCGGCCGACGAUGGAUGAUGGGCCUCUCGUCCAUCAUCACGGGGGUGUUCCUGUUCGCCUACGUGGGCGUCAGCAACCCCACUUCCUCGUUGGCGUUCGCGUGCGUCACGGGCAUGUUGGGGAAUUUUGAGUAUGCAAUCAUGUACGCCUUCACCCCGGAAUCCUUCCCUGCGCCGCACCGCGGCACCGGCACCGGCACGGCGGCAAGCCUGCUGCGGUUCGGCGGGCUGUGCGCCAGCCUCAUCGCCUCGCAGACGGGCUUCACCACCGCGCCCAUCUAUGCCUCGGCGGCGCUGUGGGUGGUGGUCGGGGUCGUGUGUUGGGGCUUGCCGUUUGAGACGGCGGGGCAUGGGUCUAUUUAG